Caenorhabditis elegans is the source of this 1177-nucleotide messenger RNA. RefSeq names its product Nuclear Hormone Receptor family (gene nhr-87). The transcript has 5 exons. Gene Ontology annotation, cellular component: nucleus. Bases 47 to 1138 code for a protein of 363 amino acids. The record is from RefSeq and is marked reviewed. Gene Ontology annotation, biological process: regulation of DNA-templated transcription; DNA-templated transcription. Lineage: Eukaryota; Metazoa; Nematoda; Chromadorea; Rhabditida; Rhabditidae. Gene Ontology annotation, molecular function: DNA binding; zinc ion binding; sequence-specific DNA binding.
UUUGCAGAGUGUCGUUGGCAAAAAUUUUAUUUUUAGAAAUUUUCCAAUGGCCCCGCCGUGUCCAGUUUGUCAGGCUCCGUCAAAUGGAUUUCAUUUUGGAGUUGAGGUUUGCAGUGCUUGCUCCUCGUUCUUCCGCCGGGCAGUGUUCAAAAAUCGAAAAUUCCGAUGUUACGGCGAACCUGUGAACAGCUGUGAAGUAAUUUCAACUGGAAACGCGCUUUGCAAAGGCUGUCGGCUCGCGAAAUGCCUGGCAGUUGGGAUGAAAAAGGAGACUGUUCAGCAGGGAAGAGAGAGCUAUGGAAAACGAGAAUUGGCGCUGGUUUCUCUGCAGAGAUCUUCUUUAAAUAUUCGUCUUGAGUUUCCAGUUCCUUACUUUAUGAUGGAAUCCGUUAAAAACCAGUACACCCACCUGGAAAGUGUCCGGCUAGUGGUGCAUCUCAACGAAGGGGCCAUUGCUACCCCAAAACGACAUACCUACAAGGACACCGAUAAACUGAUGUUCAGGGAGUAUGAUGUGGUUACUCGUUGGGUUAUCAACUCAUUCCCACAGCUAGCAGACUUUCCUAGUGAUCAACGAACCAUCCUUCUAAAACACUUCUACCUUCAGUUUUUCAUACUGGAAAGUGGAUUCAUUGCCUGUAAAAAGGGUCGGAAUGAUGUGUGGUUUUUACCAAGCGGAGAUUAUAUUGAUUGUAAGAAUCUAGCAAGUUUCUACAGAGAUCCGACGCUUACAAAAGUAACGACACAGCCAACGCCGCCGGAAAAUGCGGCAAAAGUGAUGAAAGGAACGUGUACAGGAUGCAGAAGGAAGGUUUGGAAUACCAUGUUAAAGGAUAAUAUCGACCAAUUCGAGUUUUUUGCACUUUCAGCUUUGAUCCUUUUUCAGACAGGCCUGGAAGGUCAAUCGGAAUCCUGUAUGGAGACUUGCAAGAAAAUCCGAAGCACAGUGCAACGAGAGCUUCUACAGUACUACGCGGCAAAAAACACUGAUACGAUUCGAAUGGGGAAUGUGCUCUCCUUGCUCCCAAGUGUGCUGAGUUCCACCUAUAAGAUGCUGGACGAUAUGGAGCUGAUGUAUAUAAUGAAUAAGAAGGAUAACUCGUUUUUUAACUUUUUUACAGGAAGAGAGUAUGUAUGAGUUUUGUUAAAUAUUUGAAAGAAAAUAUUGCAUUUUUUG